CUGUUGGUAAAGAGAGGCGUUAGUGAGUGAGAAAGUCUUGUCAUUUUAAUUUUUAGGCACAAGACUAGCUGGAUCAUUUUGUACUUUAAAAGUUAUGGCAACUAAAAUCACUAGAUUAAACAAAACAUAAUGAUCAUAGUGGGAUUAAUUUUAUAAUUACUGUUAGUGUGAUAUAACUAAGGAUUACUAAAACUAGUACAUGUAGUAGUAGUACAAUUUAAACUAAAGUAGGACUGUUAAUGUGCUAUUGCUAAGGUAAGGUCUGCGUGUUUAGUGUUAUUAACGUUAGUUAUACUACUGAAUCUUUGAAUGUCACAACUGAGGCCUACUGGCUUCAGUGCUACUUUUCAGUUUUAUAUACGAUAUAAUUAUAAACAUUUCUAGUUUUAAUUUAUCUUUUAGUUUUAUAAACCUUAGCUUAAUCAAAAGUAGUAGUGAUAGAUAGAGAUACAACCAUCACAUCAGUAGGACCUUAAAAAUGGGGAACUGUUUUAGUCGUGCUGGGAGUACAAAUGUAAAGAAUGGGGAGCCACACACCGGCCAAGUUCCCGUGGAAAGAAUUGAAACUAAUCCACCAACAUUAAAUCCUUUACUUGGAAUGCAAACUCACGAUCCUCUGCGUCAGGCACAUCAUGAUAUUGUAAGAGCAAACGGACCAAUUUCACAGACAACGCCGUCAGAAACAGACAGUGCUUCUGGAACUAUUCCAAAGAUUUUUGUUGCAUUAUACGAUUAUGAUGCCAGGACAGAUGAAGAUCUGAGUUUUAAGAAGGGAGAACAGUUGGAAAUACUAAAUGAUACUCAAGGAGACUGGUGGUUUGCAAAAUCAAGAGCUACCAAGGGUGAAGGCUAUAUUCCUUCAAAUUAUGUUGCCAAAUUGAAAUCGAUUGAAGCAGAACCAUGGUACUUUGGCAAGAUUAAAAGGAUAGAAGCAGAGAAAAAGCUUCUCUUGUCAGAAAAUGAACAUGGUGCAUUCCUCAUCAGGGACAGUGAAAGUCGACGCAAUGACUAUUCUCUUUCUGUGAAAGAUGGAGACACUGUAAAACAUUAUCGUAUUAGACAGUUGGAUGAAGGAGGUUUUUUCAUUGCUCGUCGUACAACCUUUCGUACCCUUCAAGAACUUGUGGAGCAUUACAGCAGUGAUCCUGAUGGUCUGUGUGUAAACCUUCGGCAACCUUGUGUACAGGUUGAGAAACCAACAACAAGUGGCCUUUCCCAUAAUACCAGAGAUCAGUGGGAGAUAGAACGUAGCUCUUUAAAAUUUGUCAGAAAGCUUGGUCAGGGCCAGUUUGGUGAAGUUUGGGAAGGUUUAUGGAAUAAUACUACUCCAGUGGCUAUAAAAACUCUAAAACCUGGAACUAUGGAUCCUAAAGAUUUCCUUGCUGAAGCUCAGAUCAUGAAAAAGUUACGCCACCCCAAACUUGUCCAGCUUUAUGCUGUAUGUACACUUGAAGAACCCAUCUACAUUAUCACAGAGUUAAUGAAAAAUGGUAGCUUGCUGGAAUAUCUUCAAGGGAAAGGACGAUCUUUGAAACUUGCCCAACUGAUUGACAUGUCAGCCAUGAUUGCUGGAGGCAUGGCUUACUUAGAGACUCAGAACUACAUCCACAGAGAUUUAGCUGCAAGAAACAUUCUUGUUGGGGAAAAUAAUUUAGUGAAAAUAGCAGAUUUUGGUUUAGCCAGGAUCAUCAAGGAAGAUGAAUAUGAAGCCAGAGUUGGUGCACGGUUCCCUAUCAAAUGGACAGCUCCAGAAGCUGCUAAUUAUAGCAAAUUUUCCAUCAAGUCUGAUGUCUGGUCAUUUGGUAUUUUACUGACUGAACUGGUCACUUAUGGAAGGAUACCCUAUCCAGGUAUGACAAAUGCUGAAGUUCUUCACCAAGUGGAGCAUGGGUAUCGUAUGCCUUGCCCACCAGGAUGUCCAAUGACUUUGUAUGACAUUAUGCUUGAAUGUUGGCAUAAAGAUCCUCUGAAGAGGCCUACCUUUGAGACCUUACAGUGGAAAUUAGAAGAUUUCUUCACCCAUGAGAGUUCAGAAUACAAGGAAGCUACAAUGGCUUACUGAUUGGCAUUUAGAAGUAUUUAAAGAAUACCCUGAGAACUGAAAAUCAGCUGAGUUGACUGAACAAAUUUGUUUUUUUUAAUACAUAUUACAAGAAGGGCCAGUGUAUUUAAGAGGUGCAGUUUCCAAACCUGAGGUCACAGCAGGCUCUGGCGGGAUUAAGAGUUUAGUGGAAAAAAUAUUCACGUGUAUCAAACAAAGCUACUAGGUUGAAAUAAAUUUUUGAAUAGCUGAGGUCCUGCAGAUUUGAGGUGAUUGAAAUUGGGUUGGCAGUGAAAAAGUUUGGGAAAUGUUUAGAAUAUUUUACAAAAAAGUAAUUUGUAUGCCAGUCAAGUUUCAAUCUCUAAUUUGUCAAAUUUAACCAUUCUUUAAAAGGCUGACAGUAGCAGGCAAUAGUGAUAUAAUUAAAUACUUGUAAAGUACUACAAUUUUCUAAAAAUAAGCAAAAAAAUUACAUUUCAUAUAAAUCUUUUAUAUACUUGCCUUUGUUUUCUUAAGAGUUUUUAAUUUGGUACUCAUAUCAAAACUAGAAUGGUGAGAAGUGUUGGUUUCUUGAACUUUUCGAUUUGCUAAGUUACACCGGAGAUUUACUAUUGGUAUUUUUAGUUUAGUCAUCAGGUGAGAGACAACUAUAAUUCUGUUGUCAUUUGGUAUACUAUUGAGUAUAUAUAUAUAUACUCAAUACUAUAUAUACAUAGAAGGUAGAUUGUCAUUGAUCUCAUGUAAAUGCAAAAUGAUGAGGAUUUUAAGAUUCCCUUUUUUCCAUUACUGUUAUUUCAAAAUAAGUUCCUCAAUUACAGAAAAGUUUCUAUGGACAUUUAACUCCAUAUUUAUAAGCAGUAAUGAAACUUAGGGGUUUAUUUUUUCUGAUAAUGCAAAGACCCGAUAAAAUGGAAGAUACUGUACUCAUAGUAAGACUAGGAAAUAAUACAAAGGUUACAACACUGAAUCUGUAUAUAAAUGUGAACAUUUAACCUGGUAGGCUUUUGAGGUGUCUGAUUGAAAUCCACUGAAUAUUUUAAGGAUUUGCAGAUGAGGCCAUCUCGAUGUGAAAAUUUUACCUCUUUGAUUUUAUGAUACAUUGAGUCCUUUUUAUAUGUUUCUAGGCAGUUGUUAGGAGACAAAGAUCAAAAUUGUGAUGAAAUUCACUGCAAAUAAGCUUAUUUUACUGAUGUUUUGGGCCUAGGACAUUGAUUUUGUUAGUUGAAAAACAUCUGGAGCAUAGAAACUUAAGAAGUCAUAGAACAAUGGGUAUGCGUGUUAUAAUGAAAGUGCAUCUUUAAACUGUAAGUAUAAUUGUGGAAACAAGUCACAGAAUACAAAUAUUUAAAAUGUUUGAUGGAGAAAAUUUACCAUAAUUUAAAAAAAAUAAGUUUUAAAAUAAUUACAUAUACUGUUAUUUCCAGUAGAAAUAAUAUAAAUAAUUAUUAGCCUUAACUAGAUGUGGUCUACAUACUUGAGAUCUAUUUUUUUUAGCUCAUGCAGUAGCUCUGUGCAAAGAAAAACCAUUUUAAUGAACUUGCACUUUUACUGAAUGAUAUAUAAUUUUUGAAUAUGUUUUUCUCUUUUAUUCAGAUUGCUGUAAGGUAUUUAUCAGUGGUUACUUUACCACUUUUUCAUAAGGGAAAACUGUUUUAAGCUUUAUCUAUUUGUCUUGUUGUAGCUCACUAUUAGACCUGGCAUAGCCUAGUGAUUAGGGUGCUCAAUUCCUAAGCUUUGGGUUUGAAUCCCCGUCACUGAACAUGCUCGCCCUUUCAGCUAUAAAGUGAUGGUCAAUCCCACUGUUCAUUGUUAAAUAGAGAGGCAGAAGAGUUGGUUAUAAGUGGUGUUGCCUUUCCUCUAGUCUGUCACUGCUAAUGGAUUAAGCAGAUAGCCCUUUAGUAGUUUUGCACAAAAUUCAAAACAAUUAACCAGCUGUUCUGAAUUGGCUAAAUUUGUCAAAUACCAUCUCUCACCAGUAGGCCUUGCAGACAUUAUACUCUUUUUUUUAA
Messenger RNA from Limulus polyphemus (Atlantic horseshoe crab), 4050 nucleotides. Its product is annotated as tyrosine-protein kinase Src42A-like. Bases 479 to 2062 code for a protein of 527 amino acids. The transcript is spliced from 9 exons. Gene Ontology annotation, cellular component: extrinsic component of cytoplasmic side of plasma membrane. Lineage: Eukaryota; Metazoa; Arthropoda; Merostomata; Xiphosura; Limulidae. Gene Ontology annotation, biological process: cell differentiation; innate immune response; cell surface receptor protein tyrosine kinase signaling pathway. The record is from RefSeq and is a predicted model, not a curated record. Gene Ontology annotation, molecular function: non-membrane spanning protein tyrosine kinase activity; signaling receptor binding; ATP binding.